Guillardia theta CCMP2712 is the source of this 432-nucleotide messenger RNA. RefSeq lists its product as hypothetical. NCBI's taxonomy places the organism in Eukaryota, Cryptophyceae, Pyrenomonadales, Geminigeraceae. The record is from RefSeq and is a predicted model, not a curated record. Bases 1 to 432 code for a protein of 143 amino acids. The transcript has a single exon.
AUGAAGAGCUCGCCGAAGCCGAUGCCGGAGGCCCCCGCCAUGCUGAUCGAGCCGGCGCUAAGGCCUGCGGGCAUCAGCCCCGUGCAGAAGCGAACAAUCGAGCAGAAGAUCUCCGAGCUGAAGGCGCUCAGGGGGGAGAAGACCUUGCUGUGGUGCAAGCUUUCAGAGGACAGCCUGUCUUCGCGACAGGAGGAGUUUUCUGAGAAGCUCACUCUGAUCUCCCUCGUCCGAUCGCUACGAAGCAAGUGCCACGAGCUGGAGGAAGACUGCAACCAGAAGGAGGCGAGGCUGAAGGCGUGCCAGGUGAAGCUGGCCGAGUGCCAGGGGGUCCUGGAGGAUGAACGCAGGAGGUUUGCCGAUGAGCGCAAACAGUGGGACGACAGGCUCACACAAGUUGUGUUGAAUAGCAAAAGUUGGCACGAGCACGAUUGA